GUCCUGAGUAAAGCAACUUUUUUGAUAUGCAACUACAGUUCAACUGACAAAACAUUUCAGCCAUGAGCGGAAAGGGCUGCCAGCUCCUGGUGUCUCCAUGCAACGUGUCCCCGUCACUGAGCAUGAUCGCGGGACACCAGUCCAUCAGGAUCCCCAUGUCCCCCUCGCCGCGGCCCAAUCUGAGUCCCUCCUCGGGAACGGAACAGCAAAAAAAAGGAGACGUUCACUCCCUGGCCUCUGGGAACCAGAGCAGGAGCCUCGUGGUUCUGCCAACCCUGAGCCUCCGCAGGCAGGUGCUGACUUACGGGAAACAUCUAAACAUGCCCACUGCAUCGCCACAACAGCAAGUACCCACUCAUCAUCCUCCCACCACAACAGUGACAAGUACCACUCGGACGAAACUGUGCUCCUCAAACAGCAGCUUCAGAGCAGGUUGCCCUGUGUCUGAACACACCAUGGAGGUAUUUGGUCAAGCAGCUGCUUCUAACCUGACAGUGACUUCUGUCAAAGGCCAGACAUUUCCUCCACCUAGUUUACAUGGUGUAACGGUUCCCCACACUGACGCCAGGUCCUUACUGUCCAGAGAAUCCCUGGCAUCCACUACCCUCAGUCUGUUUGAAACACAGUCAGUGUUUAGUGGAAGACAUGACUGGCCAUAUGGCUACCGUGUGCUCCCUCCGCUGGGACCACCUCAGUGCUCCACCCAGGCCAGCGAGGGAGGCGAGCAGCUCAGCGUCUCACCAGGCACGGCCAUGUCUGGCACAACUGUAUCAGGAGGCACGAGCACCUCUGCGUCCCUGCCUUCGUACCUGUUUGCAGCUGACGCUGGAAGCCCCAGGCCGUCUCGUGCCAAGAAAAGAGCUCUCUCCAUGUCGCCUUUGUCGGAUGUCAUGGGAACUGAUUUCAACUCAAUCAUACGCACGUCGCCCACCUCACUCGUGGCUUAUAUCAAUGGUUCCCGCUGCUCUCCAGCCUCCCACUCCACACUCUCACCUGUCCAGUCUGAGGGUUAUGGUCACUUCCUGGGUGUGAAAGGGCGCUGUAUCCCCCACUCCCAUCCUUACAGCAUGCCGUGCUUUUCCAGGGCUAUGGCCCCACAGACAGUGUGCGGCCGUAUGCAGGUGCUCGAAGAGGCCGGGGGUCUGGAGAGCCAGAUGGCUAAUAUGGUGGUGGAGCAGCAGUGCCUCCCAGAGGACGGUGGGGCGCUGGGGAGGACUUUAGAGAGCUGCAGCCAAACCUCCAACAACCUGCUGACACCUUCACAGUUACAGCCAGCUCUGCUGACCACAGCUCCACAGGGGCCUCCGCCACCUUACCACUCCCACCAGCAUGUUCAUCUCUCCAGCCGUCACUGCAGAGUAAAGCCCUCAUCUCAGGACCCUCUCACACAGGCUCCCAUGCUUCCUCCAAGGCACGGGAUGGGCUUUUUACCCCAGGUCCCAAUGCUGGAGGAAGAAGAAGGAGAGCUGGAGGACUAUGAGGCCCUUUGCUGCAAGUGGUUGGACUGCAGUGCAGUGUAUGACCGAAAGGAGGAGCUGGUGAGGCACAUAGAGAAGCUGCAUGUGGAUCAGCGGAAGGCAGAGGAUUUCACUUGCUAUUGGUUGGGCUGCCCACGCAACUUCAAGCCCUUCAACGCCCGAUACAAGCUUCUCAUCCACAUGAGGGUCCAUUCAGGAGAGAAACCCAACAAGUGCACGUUCGAGGGCUGCAAGAAGGGUUUCUCUCGGCUGGAAAACCUGAAGAUCCACCUGCGCAGCCACACGGGGGAGAAGCCCUACACGUGUCAGCACCCGGGCUGCCACAAGGCCUUCAGCAACUCCAGUGACCGCGCCAAACACCAGCGCACACACCUGGACACAAAGCCGUAUGCGUGCCAGGUGCCUGGCUGUGCCAAGCGUUACACUGAUCCCAGCUCCUUGAGGAAACACGUGAAAUCCCACUCCUCUAAAGAGCGACAUUUACGGAAGAAGAUGAGAUCUGCAGCUGGUGUGACCCAGGACCCACUGACAGACUGUUUAACCAUCCACGCUCUGCAGCCAAGCCUCUCUCCUCUGGCAAGGACAGACAACUUAAACCCGUCCCCUGGUGCAUCCUAUGAGUCAUACUCUGCUGCUCCACAAGGACAAGACUCCACCAGCAAUCCUCACCUGACUCUGUUUGGCUCCUUACAAGAUAAUUACAGGUUUGUUGAUCCUUCCCCUCACCAGCUCUUCCCUGGGGACCAGCGUGGCUCUUGCUCUUCCACCUGCCUCCCGCUUCCUCCCAAUGGGGCAUCCCUGCAGAACAGCCGGGAUCUGAAGCAGCCGAGCAGGCCUCCUGAUCUUGCAGAUCACAAUCCGGAGCUCUCAGGGCAGAUGAAGAUGCUUUAUUCUCCUCCACAAUAUGGCGGGAUCACAGCAGAGACCAGUUCGAGUCAGCUGAUGCAAGUUGAUGCCUUUGGUGACAGCCUCGCUCCAGCAGUCAAUAAUCCCAGUGGGGUGGCAACCACACAAACGACUCUUCCCUGCAUUGCAGAGUUUAAUAUCCCCAGCCAAGUGCACAAUGUGACUCCUAAUCAAGACUUUCAUGGAGGAGAUUUCUUCACUGGGGCCGACCACUUCACAAGUCAGGUCUCCUGCAUCUACACAGAAGGAUGAUAUUGCUCAAUAGCGGGAUUUUUUAUUUGCUCCUUUGCACCAUUUUGUGUCCCUGUUCCAUUUAUGUCAAAUGGUCAAUAUAAGAAGAACAGCAGCAGCUUCAUUCAGCGAAAAAUAAAGAAAGAUUUGAUGAUAAAUAACAAUCGAAGACGUGGCUCCCUGGGUUAUAUUGCACUGACGUUAUUGACUCUCACAUUCUAAAUAUAAGUUUGUCUCUCUCUUUGUGUCUCCCUCUUUGUCUAAAUCUCUGUAAAUGUACCAUCUGACUCAACACUCUGGCUCCGUGAUCGAUGUAUAGUAACGACUGAGCCGACCAGAAUUUAAUGUUUACUUUUUCUGUUUUUGUGCAGCUCGUGUGUGCUUCUGCUGACAUUUUGCUAAAUAUUCAACACUGCAAUCACAGCAAAGUAUGCAAGGGAUCAUUUAUCAAGUUUUCUUCUUAGAACCACGGCUUUGUAACUAUAGUAACAAGACAGCCUUACCAUUUCACUGUAAUGCUCAUAGACACAACCUGAAUAUACAGUAGCACUGUGCUAUGAGGGCUGCUGUGCCUCCAUCAUUAGCCGCAUUUUAUUUUAUUUUAUUUGCUGUGAACUACUUUCUUUUCAGAGCUGACCCUUUUUGAAAGCGACAAAGUGCUGUACAUUCUGCAGCCACUUAUAUUUAUGUUACGUAAAUGAACUUAUGGAGACUGCAAAACUUGCUUGAGAUCAGAAAACUGUAAUGGUGAUUAUAUCAUUUAUUCCAUUGUUUUGCAUUGCAGUGCACUUUUACUUCCAAUCCAUACUUGCAGCUGUAUUACCAUGCAACCUUCACACAUACAAGUUUUUUAAAAAAAGGAGACUUGACGGUCACCAAUAACCCGAAACGAAAGAAAAAUGACCAACAGCAAUAUGUUUUAUAUGAUGUGAGGUAAAUGUUUUAUAGUAAACUGACUAAAUUAUGCAAAAAAUGCUGUUUGGCCUUCACUUUUGUAUACAUUUGUAAUAGAUCAGGAAAAGGAAUUAAAUCAUUUUCCAUUUUUUGUCAGUUGCCAGACCUUGUUUCUCUCAGUAAUAUGAAGUUGU
Hippoglossus stenolepis (Pacific halibut) is the source of this 3703-nucleotide messenger RNA. RefSeq names its product GLIS family zinc finger 3 (gene glis3). Gene Ontology annotation, biological process: regulation of transcription by RNA polymerase II. The record is from RefSeq and is a predicted model, not a curated record. The transcript is spliced from 10 exons. Lineage: Eukaryota; Metazoa; Chordata; Actinopteri; Pleuronectiformes; Pleuronectidae. Gene Ontology annotation, cellular component: nucleus. Gene Ontology annotation, molecular function: DNA-binding transcription factor activity, RNA polymerase II-specific; RNA polymerase II cis-regulatory region sequence-specific DNA binding. Bases 63 to 2636 code for a protein of 857 amino acids.